Molecule: messenger RNA, 2592 nt
Organism: Physcomitrium patens
Lineage: Eukaryota; Viridiplantae; Streptophyta; Bryopsida; Funariales; Funariaceae
Molecular function (GO): protein binding
Source: RefSeq, a predicted model, not a curated record
UUGCGGGGCGAGCAGAGCCGGUAUCGGCAUCGACGAGGCGAGCGAGAGAGAGAGAGCGAGCCCCGAGGACGUGAUUUGAUGACAUAUUUCACGAUCGUGCAAGGCAAUCACGAAGCCAGGCAGCGCGGAUGUUGUAACAACGGCAAAAGCACGCUUGCGCUUCGCGUUACGGAGUUGGUUUUCGGUGUAUUGCGUAGAAUGAGUGAAUGAAGGAAUGGCGUGGCGGAUCACGGUGCUGAAGUUUCGCCACUUGGAGACGUAGGCUUGGGGUGGAUUGGGAAGUCGGGGAGAUGGGUCCAGUGUAGGAAACGAUGAUGCGUAGUAGAGGUUAGUUCUCAUGAUUGGAAGCCAUAGCUGAAAUUGAGAACGGAUAUGGCUCCGAGCGUAUACCACUGUGUGCAUUUCUCUGCUCCAGCUUCCGCGUUCAGUUCUUUGCUUUCUUGCCGAAUUGGGCCGAAGGUGCAGUGUAAGAAUCACAUCAGCUGUGGGUUCUUUGUCACUUUCUCCCCGAGUUUUGUAGUUGAGUCCUUUCGGCCCCAGUCGACAGACACGUCCAACUUGCUCGGAAGCAUCUUGUCUUAUGUGGACGGGGAUUGUAAGCAAGCUGAGAAGAACAGGUUUGGUCAUCAGAACAGUACAAAGAAUAAUGAAUCUUUAGUGCGGCGUAUACAGCAUGAAACUCGUAGUCGAAGAAUAACGGAUAGAGAUUCCACGCCUGUCGUGAGGGCCCUCACCUGGGCUCUCCGCGGUGUGAAGGAUGAAGAAACUGUAGGUGUCAUAGUGGGUAAUUUAGAAUUUCAGAUGUCAAUUUUUACUUCUGUUAUUCAGAAGUUGGGCAUGGAGAAGAAACCACAAGCUGCAGUGGCCCUUUUACGAUGGUUGCAGCGAAGAGAAGGUGGUGAUGGUACUAUAGAUCGGCCAAAUGUGUUCACUUACAAUUCUUUAUUAGGGGUUUUGAAGGCGAACCACUGCUACGAAAUGGCGACCAUGAUCUUAGAGGAAAUGAGAGAAAAUGGCAUUUCCUCGGAUAUUGUGACUUGCAACACGGUAAUUAGUAUGUAUGAGCAGCAAGGGCGGCCCGAUGAAGCACUGAAAGUUUAUGAGGAUCUUAGAACAACAGGAAUGGUUCCUGACCUGUUCACGUACAGGACAAUGAUUCAGGCCCUUGCCCGCAGUGGGAAGUGUGAGCGUGUGCUGGAGUUGUAUAGAGAUUUAGUUCACCAGGAAAGAAGUGGAUCAGAGAAUGGUCGUCCGAAGCUGAAACGAGAGAAGGAGCAGAGGCAGGAGCUUGCCGUUUUUGUAGUGCAACUGUGUUACCGGCGGAUAUGGAGUUGGCUGAGUAGUGAUACAAGUACUAUAAAAGAAUUAGGUCAGCUCUUCGCAGGAAUGCGGCAAGCUGAGAUAAGAUUGGAUGAGAAAAUGUGUAGAAACUUGAUUCGAGCGUGUGGGCAGCGGGUGAUAGAUUACUACCCUGCAAAAUGGCUCUAUUUCAACAUGCGGGAGCAAGGGUUUUACUUGAAUGUCUCGCUGUGUAAUCAUAUCAUCAGGCUUUUAGGGAAGGCAAAGAGAUGGUGGGCUGCUCUUGGGGUUUAUGAACACAUGAUGAGUGUGGGGCCACCCCCAGAGGAGACUACGCAUCGACUGCUUUUAUCACAUUUUCAAAUUUUAUUGAACUCUGCUGGCAAGCGAGGGAUAUGGAAGUGGGCUUUGCAGCUACUAGACAAGAUGCAAGAAAAAGGGAUCAAACCUGAUUCGUUUGCAUGGAAUGCUGCGCUAAUAGCGUGCGGGAGAGCCCACAAACCUGCUGCUGCUAUUGAGGUAUUCCAGAGGAUGACAGCGGCUGGACAGCAACCAGGAGUAUUAUCCUAUGGCGCCUUGCUAAGUGCUCUUGAGAAAGGGAACUUAACCAGUCAAGCGGAGCAGGUUUGGAAACACAUGCUUAAGGUAGGCACGAAGCCAAAUGAAUAUGCUUACACGACCAUGAUUACAGUACGAGGGAAAUCAGGCAAUUAUAGCGAAGCAGCAGACCUAUUUUACGACAUGCAACGCAACGGUAUGGAGCCUACUGUUGUUACCCACAACGCAAUGAUAACAGCUUGUGCACGGGCUAGUGAUGGACAGGGUGCUGUGAAAUGGUUGCAGCAAAUGGAGGCUUCUUCUGUUGAACCAGAUAGUAUCACUUAUUCCCAGGUCAUUGGAGCACUGGCGAGUGAGGGUAAUUGGCUACUUGCCACUUCUUAUUACAUCAAAAUGCGGAACCUGGGAUUACCAAUUUCAUGCAGCGUCUAUGAUGUAGUGUUGAAGGUCAGUGAGGCUAAUAAUGCACCCAUAGACCAUGAAUUGUUAGGACCACGGCCAUUAGACAUCAAAGUUCGUCAUCGAGAUAGAAAACCAGCAGCAGGAGAAAUCGACGUUACAAUGGUUAAUAUAGAUGCUGUUGUGUCUACCACUUUUUGACCAAUUAAUCAAUCCAGAAUCCACUUGGAGGAGAGUGGCAUAAACUCGGAUCUUUUUAGUAUUAAAUCUGUUGUAUAUGUACCAUGGUUUCUUAAACAUUUAAUCGCAAUGAAACGCGCACAGGAGAUUUUCUAA